Centruroides sculpturatus (bark scorpion) is the source of this 1158-nucleotide messenger RNA. Its product is annotated as putative nuclease HARBI1. The record is from RefSeq and is a predicted model, not a curated record. Lineage: Eukaryota; Metazoa; Arthropoda; Arachnida; Scorpiones; Buthidae. The coding region runs from base 1 to 981 and encodes 326 amino acids. The transcript has 2 exons.
AUGGACGAAGAUAAUCGAGAAACGAACGAAAAAGAAGUCCAUUUUAGCCCCUGUACAGUACAAGAAACUCGGGAAUCCGAAUUAAGACUCACUCCUUCCGAACGAGAAUUGCGUCGGAGAUUAAGGGGCGUCGUUAGUGAUUUGAAAAAAAAGAAGGUUUUCAAAAAAAUNGACAGAUUUGGAAUAAGCAGAGGACAUGCCUAUAGAGAAUUUGUAUAUUUUAUUAAAACCGUGUCUUCGUUAAGAUCUAAAAUUAUUGUUUGGCCCAAAGGUGAAAAAGCUAAAAGCACCAUAAGGAACUUUGAGACCUUACGAGAUAUAAGCUUUCCAGAUGUAAUUGGAUGUAUAGAUGGAGCCCAUAUAUCGAUAUCAGCCCCAAAAGCAUCAAAAAAUGCAUAUUUUAAUAGAAAGCAGUAUACAUCUGUAAUUCUUCAAGCAGUAUGUGAUUCCAAAUUAUUGUUUACAGAUGUGUUUGCAGGGUGGCCAGGAUCUUCACACGAUUGCAGAGUUUGGAGCAACUCACCACUAUGUGAAGCCCUAGAAAAAAACCCUAUGAUUCCAGAAGGGGCCCAUCUCCUUGGAGAUGGAGCUUAUCCACUUUCUUCAAGUAUGAUGAUACCCUAUAAAGACAAUGGUCAUUUGACAAGGAAAGAGAAACUUUUUAAUCAAAUUUUAAGUUCGAGUAGGGUCGUCAUUGAACAAGCAUUUGGACAAUUAUUUGGGCGAUUUAGAAGACUAAACCAUUUGUUUAUGUUUAGAGUUGAUCGAAUCCCCCAAGUUAUUGUAACAGCGUGUAUUCUGCAUAAUUUAUGUAUUUUAGAGAAUGAUGAAUAUUUAGAUGUGUUUGAUAAUGUUUCUGCAUCAUCUUGGAAUACAACUGUCCCUGUAAAUUUUUCUCAAAGAACAGAAGUGAAUAGAGUUGAUGGAGUAAAAAAAAGAGAACACAUUGCUAAUAGAUUAUUUUUACUGGCAAAUUGUUAACGUAAUUUAACAAACAAAUUUCUCUUAUUAAAAUUGUUAUAUAUAAUUAACAUGUAGAUUUCUGUAAUGUAAUGUAAUAAAACUUACUCUUAUAUAAUGAGAGUAAAAGUAAUGAAAUUGUAAUUUUUGUCUACUUGCCCAAGUUUGUCAAACAGAUAAACACUACAUUAAUAAAAU